Molecule: messenger RNA, 1842 nt
Organism: Peronospora farinosa
Lineage: Eukaryota; Oomycota; Peronosporomycetes; Peronosporales; Peronosporaceae
Source: the annotation of a GenBank genome assembly
AUGGCCCGUGAGAAGAAAGAAUUACGUGUGAAAAAGGAACGUAAGGGAAAGAAAGAGUCACGCAAGAAAGCAACAGAGGAGAAAAAAGCAGUUGAAAAGGCUGAGGCACUUGAGAACAUGUCGCAGGCUGAUCGUCUUGCUGAAGCAGGUAUCAUUGCUACUUGUUCACACAAUGUGCGCUCGGUUCACAAGAACUUUAAGGACAUUAAUGUACUUAACUUUAGUAUUACAUACUUUGGAAAGGUUCUUAUGGAAGAUUGUGAUAUUUCACUCAACUAUGGCCGUCGCUAUGGUCUCAUUGGUCGUAAUGGUUCGGGUAAAUCCACAUUUAUGAAUGUGUUGGGUGCACGGGGCAUUCCUAUCCCGGAAAGUAUUGACAUUUACCAUCUCAAGCAUGAAAUUGAAGCUAGUGACAUGACGGCACUUGAAGCGGUCUUAUCUGUGGACGAAGAGCGUAACAAACUCCAGAAUGAGGCUGACGAGCUCUCGGAACAGAUGACUGAUGAAUCGAUCAGUGAAGAGGACAGUGAAGCUAUCUCGGACCGUCUGACAGACUUGUACGAACGUCUUGAUGAUAUGGACGCUGCAACGGCCGAAGUCCGUGCCCGGCAGAUUCUGUCGGGUUUGACGUUUUCAGACGCCAUGAUGGAAAAAAAGACAAAGGAGUUUUCUGGUGGAUGGCGUAUGCGUAUCGCUCUCGCUCGUGCUCUAUUCAUUCAGCCAACGUUGCUACUGUUAGAUGAACCUACUAACCAUUUGGACAUGGAAGCCGUUGUCUGGCUUGAGGACUAUUUGGCCAAGUGGAAAAAGAUAUUGCUCAUGAUCUCGCACUCACAGGAAUUCAUGAAUGAGGUCUGUACGAAUAUUAUUGACCUCACUAAUAAGAAGCUCGAGUACUACGCCGGUAACUACGACACGUACGUGCGUACGAAGUCAGAAAAGGAGGAGAACCAGAUGAAGCGUUACAACUGGGAGCAGGAUCAGAUCAAGCACAUGAAGGAGUACAUUGCCAAGUUCGGUCACGGUUCCGCGAAACUUGCUCGUCAGGCUCAGAGUAAAGAGAAGACACUUGCGAAGAUGGUGCGUGACGGUCUGACGGAGAAGGUCGAACAGGAAUCAAUCGGCGACUUCAAGUUUCCCAACCCCGAGGCGCUGCCGCCUCCGGUGCUAAUGUUUCAAAACGUUUCAUUUGGCUACCCGAACUCUCCUCUGCUUUACUCUGGCGUGGAGAUGGGCUUGGACUUGGACUCGCGUGUCGCUCUCGUCGGCGCCAAUGGUACGGGUAAGACCACACUGCUGAAGUUGAUCACGGGAGACCUAGUGCCUGUUGCAGGCAGUGUUCGGCCACACAGUAAGCUGCGUAUUGCGCGUUUCAGCCAGCACUUCGUUGAUGUAUUGGAUCUGACGAAGGCACCACUUGAGUACUUCCGCUCACUUUUCCAGACAAAGUCCGUCGAGGAGGUGCGCAGCUACCUGGGACGUUACGGUAUCACAGGUGACGUGCAGACACAGGUCAUGGGCCAGCUGUCUGAUGGGCAGAAGAGUCGCGUCGUAUUUGCGUACAUGGCUCAACAAAACGCACACAUGUUGCUGUUGGAUGAGCCUACGAAUCACUUGGAUAUGGAAUCGAUCGAUGCAUUGGCGCGUGCCAUUAACAACUUUGAGGGUGGCAUGCUGCUGGUAAGUCACGACAUGCGAUUGAUUUCGCAGGUCGCCAAAGAGAUUUGGCUUGUGGAGAACCAAUCUAUUAAGGUGUACCAGGGCGAGAUUUCGGACUUCAAGAUGCGUGUGCGUAAGCAGCUCAAGCUGGCGGACAAGCCUGUCGUACCUGCCGAAGAGUAG